AUGGCAAAAGGUGCUCCAAAGCUUUCACCCUAUUCUGAUGGUAUUGAUCUCCCUUUCUCGGAUGAAGAAGAACAAGAGGAAGAAAAUGUAGACAAACAAAAUUUUAAGCCCCUUGAUGCGUCCAUAACAGACGAGUUAAAAAUGCACGAAAAGGACCUUCUUGCUUCCCAUGCUGAUGAAAGAUUUUUCUGUGUUGGCUCCGGGAAAGGAACUUCUAAAGAAUGCAUCAGUGAAGAUAACAUGUACCAAAAAGACAUUGAUGUGCUUUUCUUUGAAGAGGACACGGUUGGUGAUGGUGAUAGAACUGCUGUUGAAGCAGUUGUUUCAACUAAUGAAGAACUUUCAAAGCUCCUGAAAGAGGUUGAAACUUUGCAGAAUUCAGCUUCUGCUUUCAGCUGUGAAGAAGAGGGCGAUCAUGACAAUGAUGACGACGCAGGAAAUAAGCUUGAGUUGUACAAAAAAUGGCAGUUCAUGGGGUCAUAUGCUGCUGAAGCGCAAGUACUUGUGCCGCUGGAAGAAAAAAAGCAUGGGUUGUCUCACAUGAUGGAUUCCCUUAACCCAGUUUUCACUAAGAUUAUUCAUGUGCAUGAUCUGAAACUCCACUUCUACUGUGAUCUGGAUGAGAAGCCGAUUAAAGCUGCCAAAAGGAGAGGGAAUUGGAUUCAGCCAAAGUUUGUUGCAGCUAAGGAAAAGAACAAGGCCAACGGCAAGGUUGACGAUGAUGAAAGCCUCAGUUGUGGCUCCUAA
Messenger RNA from Prunus armeniaca (apricot), 747 nucleotides. The record is from the annotation of a GenBank genome assembly. NCBI's taxonomy places the organism in Eukaryota, Viridiplantae, Streptophyta, Magnoliopsida, Rosales, Rosaceae.